CGUCGUGUGGUCUGGCAGUAUUUGCUCUGUUCUUCAUCUCCUCCGUAAUCCGCUGGUGAGAGCGAUUGACUAUGGUUUCUGCCCCAAGGAACAACACAUCUUUGAGAAUGAAUGGAUUAUAUGCCGGCUUCGGGGUCAGAAAUGACCAUCCACUCGCGGAGGUGCGCGCUGUAGGUUCAGGUUCAGGGUACGCUGCGAAAUUGAUGUAGGCUAAAGCUUAAACCAUUGGCAUCCCAGCUUCGUCAAUAACAGUUCGUGGGUACCGAACCAUUCCAAUUUAAUUUUCUACCAUAGUGCAUUGAGGAUAUAAAUUAUUUUUGUCGUUUAUUUUGACAUUUCCCCCCUUCUCGUUGCGCAUUUAAAUGGGUCGGCUGAGACAGGAUUCGCGUCAUGCUAUUUAUGGAAUUUGUAUUUUCUUCUCCACGUAAAGACCAACAACUCAGAGGCAUAUGAAAGAGAUGUGACACGGAUUCCACACAUCUAAGGAGGGGCUGCUCAGAGAAGAAUAUGAAAAAGCAAGACAUUGGAGAGACCAUCCAUUUUGUGUCUGGAGAAGAUUUUGAGGAAGGGGACACUGGGAUAGGCAUAAUUAUAGAAACAGGAGGAGCACCCAGCUGUGAAAAGACAUGUUGGGCCUAUUAAUUGUAUGAUUACAAUAACUAGGCCUAUAUGAUAAUGGCUGGAUCAUAUCCAAUAAAACAUCAUUACAUUUGAUUCCAUCUUGUCGGGAAAAAUACAAUAGGAAAAGAUGUCCCAGAUAUCGUGAUGACCCUUUCAUCCACCAGUGCCUUCAACAUCAUGUUAUAAUGUGGAGUGGCUGCGGGAGAAUAUAAACUGAAUUGUACAUAAAUAUCGCCGAUUUGUAGGCCUAUGGAAUUUUUUCAUAGACUAGGCCUAUUUCAUAAUGUAACCACUUCCUUUUACAUAUUUAUUUCAAGGCAAACGUUGAAUUAGUGUCUGUUUGGGGGCGUAUCCAUUCCAAGUUUCAAAUGAAAUGAAUAUCGACAUUGGAAUUUGACAUUUAAAGGGAGCAACCUCGAUAUAAUUGAGACUAAUGUUUCAAUCCAAGGAAACAUCCCAUGGCACACAGAAAAUAAGUAGGUCUAUAGCUGUCAUAUGAACAUAUGGCCUCUCCAUGCUCAAGUGAAUGAUGGUCUUUAUUCUCAAUGUUAUUUUUUCACCCUCCACUAAUUUCUGGAUUGAAAAUGUAUUACCCCGAAUGGAAACCAUAUGUGGCCCACUUGAUUUUUUUUUCUCCUCCCCAUUGCUGAACAUGUUUUUCAAACGCAGACAAUAGUCUUACUGUCAAGUGCGAUAAGCUUUUUUGAUGCUUAUAGUCAGAUUUUUUGUGAGUGACAUUAACAGAGGUGGAAUUGAUGACACAUACCUGGACACCGCUGUUGUACUCCGAGGAUAUUGCACGGUACAAGCCAGGAGCACUACCAGAGUCACUGGAAAUUCGACACAAUUCAAGUGCAAGUUCAAGUUUUUGGUUGUUUCGCUCAAAAUGUGGCAAGUUGUAUUGUAGGAGUGCCUCACGACAGAAAAAGAACAAGAAAGGGAUAUGAAUCCGAGAAGGUGAUGAUGAUGCUGGAUACACAGAAUGCGACCCAGGAGAUUGGCGAGGAGGUGGAGGACGGGGUGGUAUACACCAUCACCCUGCGGAAGGUGCAGAUGCUCCACCACCACCACCACCCUGGCCACCACAUUGGUGGCAGCGGGGCCAUUAAGGGCCAACGCUGGCUAGGUGUGGACGCAUCGCUCAGCCUGUAUGAGACGUGCAAGGUGCGCACCAUCAAGGCAGGCACGCUGGAGAAGCUGGUGGAGUACAUGGUGGCGGCAUUCCGGGGCAACGACUCCACCUAUGUUACCAUCUUCCUCUGCACCUACCGCUCUUUCGCCUCCACCAAGCAGGUCUUGGACCUGCUGCUCAACAGGUAUGCCAAGCUCCAGCACCUGCCUGGCUCAGAGGGCCACAGACUGACUCAUGAUGAUCGCACAGAUCUGAGGAACACGAUAUCCUCCAUUUUGGGGGCAUGGCUUGACCAGUACUCUGAGGACUUCUGGAAUCCUCCGGAGUACAGCUGCCUGCGACGUCUCAUUUCCUACCUGCACCUCAACUUCCCGGGAUCGGACCUGGAACGCCGCGCCUGCAACCUCCUGGCCCACUUCGACCGCCGGCAGCUCCAAGAGCCCGAGAGUGAGUCGCUGGACCAUGGCGGCUAUCCUUUCACCUUAUUGGAGAAUGGCUACGAGGAUGACCGACUGGACUUUCUGAACUUUGACCCAGCGGUGGUAGCCGAGCAGUUCACCCUCAUGGACGCGGAGCUCUUUAAGAAGGUGGUCCCCUACCACUGUCUGGGGAGUAUCUGGUCGCAGCGGGACAAGAAGGGCAAGGAGCAUCUGGCACCCACCAUCCGUGCCACUGUCACACAGUUCAACUGCGUCACCAACUGUGUCAUCGCCACCUGCUUGAGCGAGCGUUUGCUCAAACCCACACAGCGGGCCAAACUGGUGGAGCGCUGGAUCGAAGUGGCCAGGGAGUGUCGAAUCCUGAAGAACUUUUCUUCGCUGCGGGCCAUCCUUUCUGCUCUGCAGUGCAACCCGGUCCACCGGCUGAAGAGGACAUGGGAUGAGGUGUCCAGGGAGAACUUCCGCAUCUUCCACGAGUUGUCAGAAAUCUUCUCAGACGAAAAUAACCAUUCGCUCAGCAGAGAGCUGCUCAUCAAGGAGGGCACGUCCAAAUUUGCCACCCUGGAAAUAAACCCCAAACGAGCCCAGAAGAGACAGCAGCAACCCCGAGACCUGAGUGUGAUGCAGGGGACCAUUCCCUACCUGGGUACUUUCCUGACAGACCUAGUCAUGAUGGAUACUGCCAUGAAGGACUACCUGGACGGAGGGCUGAUACAUUUUGAGAAGAGGAGGAAGGAAUUUGAGGUGAUUGCCCAGAUCAAGCUUCUGCAGCUGGCCUGCAACAAUUAUAACUUCACCCGCAACAAGCGUUUCCGACAGUGGUUCUCCGGUGUGGACAAACUCACUGAGGCCGAGAGCUACAGUCAGUCGUGUGAGAUCGAGCCGCUGUCGGAGUCAGCCUCAAAUACUCUGAAAAAGAAGAACACAGGAAUCAUCAAACGCUGGAGCGAUCGCCAGCCGGCCAGCUCGGAGCCAGGCUACUGCAGUGCGGGCAGCUCUCACUCCAAGUCCUUUGACCAGCUGCGCUACGCCCCCUGCCUGGGGGGCUCAAGUGGAGGUGGAGGGGGUGAUGGAGCGGACUCCCUGAGCGUCACCUCAGCCGGCUCCAGCAGCUCCGACGUCGAAGAGAUAAAUAUCAGCUUCAUCUCGGACUCGCCUGACGCCCACGAACGAAAGACCUCCACGCCUUCCGUAAAACAUUCCAAUUCCACGUUAGGGAAGUGCGGCCCCUUGCCUGACCUGGCACCCACGUUCUGGGAGUCCACUUCUCUGUCCUCCUUGGACGCCUCUGGUGUGGGAUCUGGCUCGGGCUCCAGCAGCGCCUCCUCCUCCUCCAUGUCCUCCACGCCCGUGGUAGGGGCUGGCUCCCGCUCACACAAGCGCUCCGUGUCGGGUGUGUCCAACUACUCGUCGCUGUCACUGCCCCUCUACAACCAGCAGGUGGACGAUUGCUGCAUCAUCCGGGUCAGCCUGGACGUGGACAACGGCAACAUGUACAAGAGCAUCCUGGUGACCAGUCAGGACAAGACGCCGGCGGUGAUCAGGAAGGCCAUGGUGAAACACAACCUGGACCGGGAGAGAGCGGAGGACUACGAACUGCUGCAGAAGAUCUCUGAGGAGAAAGAGCUGAAGAUUCCAGACAAUGCCAACGUUUUCUAUGCCAUGAACUCCUCGGCCAACUACGACUUUGUCCUGAAGAAACAUGGCUUCCCCAAGGUGUGCCGGACCAAGCACGUGGCCAGCUCGACACUGCCGCGCAUGAAACAGAAAGGCCUGAAAAUCGGCAAGGGCAUCUUCUGAGGGGCUACACCAUGUCCUCGCCCACCUCCCGCUUCCUGCUGGGCUCUCUGGGUGCCAUCUUUUAGUACUACCCUUGCUGUGCCAUGGUAGAGGGGCCAGCCACCAGCUCGGUCUUGUGUUCGGCGUCUGAGCGUCAAUGCCUCAGAGGACUAAUACAGCUGAGUGGGAUGGAAAGCCCUAUAGGCCAAUGAACUUGCACAAAUCACUUCCUGUUAGCUUCAGCUCUCUGUGGACAUCCUAAUCGAGAGUGAGCACUCAAGAGGGAAAACUGAGGGAAAAUGGUAAGUGUAUUUCCUCCAGGUGCAUCUGAAAAGGCCUUCCCUCUAAAGGAGUUACACUCCCUAUCAUUUCUACAGAACCCUCCCUCAGCAGAUGCAGCGUGUGUGUGUGUGUGUGUGUGUGUGUGUGUGUGUGUGUGUGUGUGUGUGUGUGUGUGUGUGUGUGUGUGUGUGUGUGUGUGUGUGUGUGUGUGUGUGUGUGUGUGUGUGUGUGUGUGUGUGCGUGUGUGCGUGUGCGUGCGUGCAAAGUACUCAAGCACUCAGAGAAAGAGCGAGAGAGAGAUGGACAGAGAUGGAAACAUGAAUGUUGUAUUGUGAAAUGAACCGUGGUCUUUAAAUGUCUAGUCGUUUUGUUCCAUGUAGUGUAAAGAAAAAAAGAAGAAUGAAAGGACUGUUCUUCUUGUCUGCUCCCUCCUUUAUUUCUCUCUUUCAUUAAGGCCUUUUUUCCUUGUGUACCAGGGUAGGGGUCAACUUCAUUUCAAUUCAGUUCAAUUCAGGAGAUAAAUGAAAGAGAGGAAAAGAAAGAACUGAAAUUAAAACAUACUGGUCCACUCCGCGUGUGCCAAAGAACAGAGAAGAGUGGACUAUGAUAUAUGAUCGUAGACCGUUUUUGGGAGCAUGGAGAUUGCAGUGGGGGAGUGAGUUUGCUUGCUGUUGAGAGAUUCCUUGCACAGAUGUGUGAUUAUCUGUCUAUGACUCUGAUAGAAGAUAAUCUGAUAUGACGAGUCCUUGGUUUGUAGUACCCCAUGUUUAUCCAUUUCUUACAGUAUUGCAGCACUUAGGAUCAAACCUAACGUCCCUAAUUAUCAGCAGCCAUGUCAGUGGUAUUGUGGAUUACAGUGUUAAAGCCUGUGUUCAUGCUCAAAGGGUUUUCUGAAAUGAUUGACUUUUUGACUGUGACCGUGUCACACUGUGGCCAGUGCAUGACAAUAAACAUUCUAAAAGGGACACAGGAUUGGGUCUCUAUCAGAUGGCAGGCUAUAUGUAGGCUGGCUAUACUUUACUUCAUACUGUGCCAACCUGAACCAUAGUGUGCUGGCUGGCUCUGAUAUUUUAUUUUAACAUGGUCCUUUCCAGCACAGUUCCAGCAACUAUGGUUGAUGCAUAACUAGGCCAGCGCAGUACAGCUUGGCUCAGCUCAGUACAGUAGUGUAAAAAGGGUAUGUCAACUGCCACAACAGUUUGAAACAUUGAAUUUACAUUUCACAACACAUCCUUGAUGUGCCUAAUAGUAAAGCCAUGGAAAUGUUUUCAGGUGCUAUAAUGAUAGUUUUUCAUAUGUCACUUAUCAUAAGGAUGGGUGGUCAUAGGGGAGUGGCUAUAUGGACACUCCUGGUGCCCAAAUUGAUGACGUUUGUUGUGCAGUGAGAGUCGAGUGGUGACGAACGGAUUCGGUUCAGUCAUUUCAGACAGUCUUCCUGAUGAGCCGUUCCCAGCAAGCUAGUUUAAUGCUUGUGGCAAAAAAUUUCAGCGAGAACUUGAAACUUGUCGGCCGAAGUUGGGACUUGGGAGUGUUCAGAAUCCUUUAGUUUUUGUCAAAUUAUUUAUUUUACAAAAUGUAACGUUAGAGGUUAAUGUCGUAGUAGUACAUUUUCGGUGAAAAUCACUAUUGGCUACACUAUCUACUUCCCUAUCCUUACUGCGGCAAGCGGGAGAGAAGGACAUGGUGCCCUGUGUUGCGUUGGCUUGCAGUGCAAACUCUCCCCAUUGAGCAGUGUAGACUGCAUAACGGUGACAUCCAUCUAGAUUACUACCAACAUUACAUAGUUAAUGUUGGUAGUUAUUUUUCAUGUAGGCUGCUAUCCUACUCAAAAUAAAAUCAAGUGGGAUGGAACAAAUUGGAGAUGGUGACCAAAUCCAGAUUACCAAUACUACAAGUUAUUUCUCCCUCGCCCAUCCCUUUCUUUUACAAGUUUUAACUAGCGCCACGCUGCUGCUGUUGCCAGCUAGCCAGCAUAAACUAGCUGGGAAGGGCCUAUCAGGACGAUUGACUGAACCAAAUCCACACUCGACUCUCAGCUGCGCGACAUAUGUCUAUCACGUUUUAAGGUAUGACCCAGGUGCAGACAGUGUUGAAGAAACAAAAGUUUAUUCUUUAAACGGAGGCAGGCAAACAACAGGUCAAGGCAGGCAGAGGUCAAUAAUCCAGAGAGAGUGUAAGGCACCGGAACAGCAGGCGGGCUCAGGGUCAGGGUCAGGUGAGGCAGAGGUCAGUAAUCCAGAGUAGAGGCAAAGGUACUGUCACGGCUGUCUAGGACCAGUGGAGAUGUGGAAUCAGGAGCAGGAGACAGAGGGCCGGAGCAACUGUGUUUUAAUAAUAAUAGCAACAUGCAAUAGCCGUAGCCGCGUACCCCUCCCAGUCCACGAGGUACUGCAGGCCCCCUACCCGACGUCGGGAGUCCAGGAUGGCUCGGACUGUGUACGCCGGGGCCCCCCCGAUAUCCAGGGGGGGCGGGGGGACCACCAGCACCUCAUCGUCCUGCAGUGGACCAGCUACCACCGGCCUGAGGAGAGACACAUGAAACGAGGGGUUAAUGCGGUAAUAUGAAGGGAGUUGUAACCUGUAACA
Messenger RNA from Salmo salar (Atlantic salmon), 6840 nucleotides. Its product is annotated as ral guanine nucleotide dissociation stimulator. Gene Ontology annotation, biological process: Ras protein signal transduction. Gene Ontology annotation, molecular function: guanyl-nucleotide exchange factor activity. Gene Ontology annotation, cellular component: plasma membrane. The record is from RefSeq and is a predicted model, not a curated record. Lineage: Eukaryota; Metazoa; Chordata; Actinopteri; Salmoniformes; Salmonidae.